Messenger RNA from Symbiodinium pilosum, 696 nucleotides. The record is from the annotation of a GenBank genome assembly. Lineage: Eukaryota; Dinophyceae; Suessiales; Symbiodiniaceae.
AUGGAUGCGCCGAUCAUGAUCCAGUUCUCGUCUGGAGGUUCUCAGUUCUACGCUGGAAAGGGCCUUGACAACAAGGAGUUCCACGCUGCCAUUGCCGGAGCGGUGUCGGGUGCGUACCACGUGCGUGCCGUGGCGGAGCAGUACGGCGUGCCUGUCAUCCUCCACACUGACCACUGCGCCAAGAACCUGCUUCCUUGGUUCGAUGGCCUUCUGGAAGCUGACGAGCGGUACUUCGAACUUCAUGGCGAACCUCUGUUCUCUUCGCACAUGCUGGACCUGUCCGAGGAGCCGUUGGAGGAGAACAUCGAGAUUUGUGUGAAGUACAUGGAGCGUAUGGCCAAGAUCAAUUGCGGCCUCGAGAUGGAGUUGGGGAUUACCGGAGGUGAGGAGGAUGGUGUGAACAACGAGGACGCCAAUCCGGAGGAUCUUUACUCCAAGCCUGAGGAGAUUUACCAGGUCUAUGAGGCACUGGCCAAGGUGCCAAACGGCUUCUUCACCAUCGCAGCUGCCUUCGGCAACGUCCACGGCGUCUACCAGCCUGGCAACGUGGUCCUGAAGCCUAAGAUCCUGGAAGCAGCCCAGAAGUACAUCGCCGAGAAGAUUGGCGAACCAGAGGGAAGCAAGCCUGUGAGCUUCGUCUUCCACGGUGGUUCCGGUUCAGACCUGAAGGACAUCCGCGAGGCACGCAAGUGUUAA